Molecule: messenger RNA, 2552 nt
Organism: Varanus komodoensis (Komodo dragon)
Lineage: Eukaryota; Metazoa; Chordata; Lepidosauria; Squamata; Varanidae
Gene: CCDC181
Product: coiled-coil domain containing 181
Exons: 6
Coding region: 88-1680 (530 amino acids)
Molecular function (GO): microtubule binding
Source: RefSeq, a predicted model, not a curated record
CCCAAUUGCCAUGGAGAUAGAGAGCGUAGCAGGCGGGGGGAGGAGUUUGGUCCUUUAGAGCCGCCGUCCUGCAUGCUUUAAGAAACAAUGAGUGACAAGAAAGACAUCAGUGAAUCUACAGAUUCUGCAGGUUCUAUAGAUGGUGGGGACUAUGAGGAUGAUUUUGAAAAAGACCUUGAGUGGCUAAUUAAUGAAGAAGAAAAGAAUCAUGAUGGAAAUGAGGAGGAUGUUGAAGCUAGUAUGGACAAAGACUUUGAAGCUAAAGAAGAGAGAUUAAAUUCUUCACAAGAGUCUCUUGAACCUGAAGAAGUUCUGAAGGAUGGAGAAAGAAAUUUAUCGCAUGAACUUCCUGAGCCUGAGGAAGAAGUGAAGGAUGACAGUUCACAAACGAAAAUAUGUACUAUACUUGAACUUGACACUAAACUGUUGGAUCAGGAAUCAGAUACUGACAGUGAAAGCUCUUGUCGGGAAUCAAAGUUAGAAGACCAGGAGGACUUGGAGGAUGAUGAAGCUAUAAAACGUUACAUCUUAGAAAAGAUUGAAGAAGCCAACAAACUUCUACUGUCUCAGGAGCCUUUGGAUGAAACGAAAGAAAGAAAACUAAAAUUCAAGGAUGAUUUAGUAGAUCUUGAAGUCCCUUCUCUGAAAGCUAUGGAAGUGGAUAAAAGUGAUCCUCAGAGAGAAAGGAACAUUUCAGGUAGACUGUCUCAGCUGCACAUUUCUAAUGAAGCAGGGCAAGAAGAUAUCUCUCUUUCUAUUAAUGGUGGUACAGAUGAUGAGCACAAGGAUGGCAAGAUCUUAGUAGAAAGAGAUGGGAAAUUUGAACUCUUGAGUAUCCGUGACAUUGAGAGUCAAGGCUUCUUUCCUCCAUUAAGUGUUUCAUUUAGUGACAUUGAAACUCAACACAUUUCUCCUAAAACUUCUUACACAACUGCUUUUGGCACUUUUUGUAUAACAAAAGAAGAUUCUUUAGUACAAACACCUGUGACAUCUUGUUCUUCCAGAGAAGGGUUUAUUCAUGUCCCUCAACCACCAUCUUUUCGACCAAGCUCAGCCAUCAACAUUACAAGGAACAUAGAAAGGAGAAAAAGCCCACGGAGGGCGCAAUCAGCAAAUGUGAACAUUGGCAUAAGAAGCUCUACAUACUGUUUGUCACCAAGACAAAAAGAACUGCAAAAACAAAUGGAACAAAGAAGAGAAAAAAUAAGGAAAGAGGAAGAAAUACGGAAGAGAAUACUGGAGGAGCAGAAAAGGAGAGAGAAUGACAUGGUUUUUAAAGCUUGGUUGCAGAAGAAAAAAGGACAAAUACAGGAAGAAAAACGAAUUCGUCAUGCAAAAGAGCUGGAAGGAUUAAGCAACAGACAGGAGAGUAGAAAUCCAGAAGAAGCUUUCAGAACAUGGCUUAAAAGAAAGCAGCAAGAACAGAUAAAAGAAAAAGAGAUGCAAAACCUGAAACAGCAAGAAGAGUGCAUGUUCUUCCUUCCAAGAACAGUGGAAAAUGACAGGGCUUAUAAAGAAUGGCUAAGGAGAAAGAGACGGGAGAAGCGAGAAGAGCAAUUAGCUGCCAAAGAACGAUCAAGGCAGCUCAGGCAGGAAGCCAGAAGAGCAAAACAAAUAGAGAACAUUCUCUGUUCAAUUUCUGAACCAAGAUGUCUUCGCUUCACAGACCAAUACAGCUGAGGUUUAGAGUCACCAGGUGCCUAAAAUAUGUCCUUCACACUAUCUUGUAUAGCUUGAGUGGCUGCUUCUUAGGAGCAGCUUCUCUUCUGGUAUGUUUCAUAGUCCUUCAAUAAUGGCUUAAAUUUCUCAGUCCUACUUAUCUUGCCCCCUCUUAAACUUGGAAUAAGUUUCUAUUUGUGAAUGAGUUGGGAUGGCAUACUUCAUUCUCCAGAGCAUAAAACAGAAUGACUGCCCUUAUGGCAGUUGCAGUGUAAAUCAUUCUUAAUUAAGAUCACAGUCAUCUUCAAGUGAGGCAUUUUGUAUAAAAGCUGCUCUUAGAUGGAAAGUUAUUAAUGCUAUCAAUUAGCAAUAUCUAGUUUGGCGUUCACUCCUAGACAUUGAUACACUGCUUCAGAAUUCUGUCCCAGUGCCUCCUAUGUAUUUCUCCUGCUUUAGGAUGGGAGAAUACGUUACCCUAAGGAUUGUGGCACAAUCUAAGCUAUCAGUGAAAUUAAAUGUAUUCCCCCUUUUUUCAAAGUCUUUUCUGCCUUGUUUGGAUAGUUACUUUUUAUUUUAAAAACCCAUGAUUUUUGUGUUGCAUUUCAUUUUAAAAAGCAGUAGAAACAGAAACAGAGACUGUAAAGUCAAAGAGCUAACACAAUGCACAGUAAAAGUACAUAAGUAUUAAGGAAGAGAUGUUGGCUGUGAGGACUGCUGCUUUCAAACUGGUUUGCUUGCUUGCUUGCUUGCUUUUUGGUAUUUUUGUGUUCUUAUCUGUGCUUCAAGAAACAGAUCAUAUAAUCAUAGAAUAGUAGAGUUGGAAGGGGCCAAGAAGGUCAUAGGGUCCAAUCCCCUGCUGUUGCAGGCCACCAAUUUACACUAUCCCACUCAGU